GACCCGGAGGUGCAAGAAUUAACCGACAGCUGGGGAAUGCAUAUACGGUGAUUUUACCAUGCUGGUGAAGGCGUAGUGAAAUGAGGUUCUCAGGCCUUCUCGGCGAUCUGCUUAUCACGAACUGGCCUUCAACCCGCCUUCUCUGUUACACAUGGGUAGUGGUCUAUAAUGUGUCAUCUGCGCGGGUCCCCAACUCAGCAAGCCUUCACCUUACUAGCUGGGCAGAAGCCCACAUAGCAUUCUCACAGCCGCGCAGUCCGUUGGAUAUUCAGGAUCCUAGUGGCGAUCCUAGGGACGUAUCUACUGCCACCGGUGCGGUGCAUAGAUCGAUAGUCCCUGCGCGUCAUCUACAGUACCUAUCAGCUAGCGAGAAGCAGCUCUCUUGUUACGCGUCUCCUUCUAGCUCCUCUGAGAAUACGCGUAGCCAUGCUUGUUGGGCUGUCAUAAGAUGAGUGGCUGCUUCUGUUUCUGCAUACACCGUACAUGCCUCCCUUCAUUCGCAAAAUAGCGCAGCCCCCCACCCGCUCGGAUACGCUGAAGCAGGCCACAGAUGAACGAACUGAAGGUCAGAUGCUCGCAUAGCGUCUGUCACUCUACCCCGGUGAGGUUCAACUUUCCGUUUCACUUCGACGCCGCCCCG
Molecule: messenger RNA, 640 nt
Organism: Schizophyllum commune H4-8
Lineage: Eukaryota; Fungi; Basidiomycota; Agaricomycetes; Agaricales; Schizophyllaceae
Exons: 2
Coding region: 81-452 (123 amino acids)
Source: RefSeq, a predicted model, not a curated record